Molecule: messenger RNA, 693 nt
Organism: Lentinula edodes (shiitake mushroom)
Lineage: Eukaryota; Fungi; Basidiomycota; Agaricomycetes; Agaricales; Omphalotaceae
Exons: 4
Coding region: 1-693 (230 amino acids)
Source: RefSeq, a predicted model, not a curated record
AUGCUCGGAAGCCUUAUUGCAAGAGUCAAAUUCAAUGGCUUGCGCGCGCUGUAUCCCAUCGGUGCUCUGUCAAGCAUAGGUCAACGUAGCUAUCGAAACUUCGAUGAUGCUGCUCCCGGGGAGUUCUUCUAUAAUUCAGCAGCACAAGCACCGCUUGCAGUUGUGAACAUCUUGAGAAAAUUUGAGGCGCUAGGAAGUAAUCCACCUGAGGAAGCAACUCUGUAUUCUAAAGAGACAAUCGAAAGCCAGGUAUCUCCUGAUAUUCGCAAGUUUAUACGAGUGGACGAGGGGGACAUUACGUUGAAGGAUCUUCGGAUAGCCAGGCGUCUGGAUUUUCAAGUAUACAUCCAAACCAAAAUGAAUCAACUGGAUCCUUCGACUACCCGAAAAGACCGGGCACAGAACAGAUUCAGAUUCAUUCGUCAAGCUGUGGCCAGGUGGCACUCUUUGACUCUGGGGGAAAAGCUUGACAUUGCCUCCUCAGUCCGACAAAGGAGAUUAGAUCCCGAUACUCCACCGAUCAGUCCGCCCCGUGAAAGCAUCAUCGAGCGUCGGAAGAUGAAACGAUUUAAAGCUAAGAAGAGUGUAUACUAUCACAUCAAGCUCUUGAGAGCCAACCAGGCAUGGAGGAAACGCAUGCGUCAACGUUAUAUAUACCUUAUACGUCGCAGGAAACGACACUCGUUGCUAUGA